AUGGCGGAAGAAGACCGAGUUGACAUCUCCGAGGAAGUCAACCCACCGGCUCCGACUCUUUCUCAACCACCUCCAACACAUGCUCCGCCGCCUCCGACUCCUGCGGGCAUACUCCCGGCAUACUCAGGCGCCCCUCCAGCACAUCUCCCGCCCCUGACGUCUUCGGGAGCGCUCCAUGCACAUACCUCACAGACGCCCUCCUCCUUCGAGGACCAAGCCCGCAUCGCCGCACUCGAAGGCACGGUCAACCAAAUGGCCACCAACAUGGCGGAGCUGCUUGCCCUACUCAGGGGACCAAACCGCGCAUCCUCGAGCUCCACGCCUCCGCCGGGACAAGGACCAACAGCCGACUCGACCCCGUGGGCUCCACCAAUCCAAGCCCCAGAGAACAUUGAGGCUCCCGCACCGCCAACGCUGCACACAUCCACGGUCUACCCCUUCACCACUCAACUACUGCCGCCGCCGGCCCCCACGGCCGUCCCUUUUCCACCAGUGACCUUCCUAUCUUCGGAGCACAUCUUGUCCGCGCCUCCGCCCGUUUCCAUACUGGCCCUAGCUAUGGCCCACACAGUACCUCCGCCGAUGGAUGGAAGACCCCACCAGCAAAGGGGAGGAGUCAUCAAAGAAAGCCCCCGCGGCGCGGUCGUCUUCCGGCGGGAGGAGAGCGAAGGAAGUUUCGGUAAACGCCGUCAAUACGGCACAUCAGGCGCCUCAACAAUAUUCAGUGAAUCUCACGACCACACCGACCACCGCUCCUACCUACUUUCCUCCGCCUCCACAACACCAACCCAGUCGAUCUACUAUUCUGCCCCACCGAUCCCACCGCCGACGGGCUCACAGCCAUACAAUCAUUUGGCACCAGCCUCCGCUCAGCCCUCUCAACCCAGGCCCCCGGUGUCGAGAGCUCCUCCACCGGCGCAACAGGACCCUACUCCUCAGGGUCAACAGGUCGGCGGCGCGCCAAACCGACUCCGCAAACAAUACACACCACUGCCUGCUCUUCUCUCUCAUAUAUAUCGGCAACUCUUGGCGGACAACCAGAUUCAGCCGGUAUCCCCGGGCCCGAACUUCGAUCCGUCCGUUCAGAACCAGUCUAAACAUUGCGAAUAUCAUCAGGGCGCGCCGGGGCACACCCUCGACAAUUGUUGGAGGUUGCGGGACGAAAUUCAGAGGAGGAUCGACAGCAACAGACUCACCUUCAACGUCGUCAGGCCCCCAAAUGUGCAGGCCAACCCCCUCCUGGACCAUAGGCCGAGUUCGGGGCCGUCCAUCAACAUGAUCUCUAUAUGCGUCUCAGAGAGGGACGAAGAAGCGCAAGAGAAUCCCCCCCGCCCCUUCGUGAUCAAUUACACCCCGAAGAACUCACAGUCGGGUUCACGGGACAUGUGGUCGCAUCGGUCUCGUUCGUCGUCGACAUCCCCGCUCGGGAGCUGUACUCAGAAAGCAAGGUCCCCUGGACCUACGAAGGAAGUGUGGGGAGCGUCGAGUAGCAAUUCAGUGUCAUGGGGAUGA
Punica granatum (pomegranate) is the source of this 1512-nucleotide messenger RNA. The record is from RefSeq and is a predicted model, not a curated record. NCBI's taxonomy places the organism in Eukaryota, Viridiplantae, Streptophyta, Magnoliopsida, Myrtales, Lythraceae.